UCUGGAAGAGCCAAUCAUAAACAAGAAAUCCAGUUUUGUAGCGAGGUACCCGAGUUCUGACUGGGGUGACCACCGAGAGAAGGCGGGGCGGGAUUGCAGAAAGACCAUCCGAAGCCCGAUCUCGGAAUUUCUGUUCGCAGCCUCUUAGGCAGGCCUGGGACAGGGCUGGAAUAGCCCAGGUCGGCCUGGACGGGCCUCGCCUUCCAAGAGUCUGCUCUGAUUGGCGGCGGUGGGAUCUCGAGGAGCCAAUCAGAAGUCAGGACUCUCGGUCCAGGACGAGGGGCGGACGCAGGAGCUGCGAGUCAGGCGAGACCUCCGAGCUAGAGCGCAGGACUGCGGCUAGAGUCACGGGCUGCUGGAGAGUGGGAGUCACCUCAGGACCUCGGGUCGUUGCGGAAAUAAUGUCAAGUGGAGAUGGUCAGCAAUCACAGGCUCUUACCAAACCCACUUUCAGUGAGGUACAAGCCUCUGCAUUAGUGGAAUCGGUAUUUGGAUUAAAAGUUUCCAAGAUCCAGCCACUUCCUAGCUAUGAUGACCAAAACUUUCAUGUAUGCAUUUCAAGAACCAAAGACACCACAGAUGGCCCAAGUGAGUAUGUCCUCAAAAUAAGCAACAGCGAAUCAAGCAAAACUCCAGACCUGAUUGACGUGCAGAGUCACAUCAUCAUAUUUCUGAGAGCGGCUGGAUUUCCAACAGCCUCCAUGUGUCGUACUAAAGGAGACAACAUAACCUCUCUCAUGUCAGUAGAUAGCGGCUCUGAAAUCAAAAGCUACUUGGUGAGGCUGCUGACUUAUCUACCAGGAAGGCCUAUAGCUGAGAUUCCCAUGAGCCCCCAGCUAUUAUAUGAAAUUGGAAGGGUAGCUGCCAAAUUGGAUAAAACACUGGAGAAAUUCCAUCACCCAAAGUUAAGUAGUCUUCAUCGGGAGAACUUCAUCUGGAAUCUGAAAAAUGUUCCUCUUUUGGAGAAAUACCUGUAUGCCUUGGGCCAGAAUCGGAAUCGAGAGAUUGUCGAACAGGUUGUUCAGCUGUUCAAGGAUGAAGUAAUGACCAAAUUAAGUCAUUUUCGAGAAUGUAUCAAUCAUGGAGAUCUUAACGACCAUAACAUUUUAAUAGAGUCCAGCAAGUCAGCCUUUGGAGAUGCUGUAUAUCAAGUGUCUGGGAUUUUAGAUUUUGAUGACAUGAGCUAUGGCUACUAUGUGUUUGAAGUGGCAAUCACCAUCAUGUACAUGAUGAUUAAAAGCAAGACUCCUAUACAAGUAGGAGGUCAUGUCCUUGCAGGGUUUGAAAGUGUAGUCCCACUGACACCUGUGGAGAGGGGUGCUUUGUUUCUACUUGUAUGCAGUCGUUUUUGUCAGUCACUUGUCUUAGCUGCAUACUCUUGCCAGCUAUACCCAGAGAACGAAGAGUAUCUCAUGAUUACUGCAAAAACUGGGUGGAAGCACUUACAGCAAAUGUUUGACAUGGGCCAGAAAGCUGUAGAAGAAAUCUGGUUUGAAACUGCCAAGUCCUAUGAAUCUGGGAUCUCCAUGUGACCAGAUAAAAAUUCACACUAACUUGGGUAAUUAAAAACCAAUAGGACCAAAUCUAAUUCCAUAAAGGGUUUCCCUGCAUAGUUAAAGAGGAAUUGAUGAAACAUUGCAAUGCACAUGAAACCACUAAGGUCUUCUAGCAAUUUCAUGACCAUUUUUUAAACCUAAGAAAGUACUACAUGAACAAGCAUGUCUUUCUAUGGGUCUCACUUGCCUUGUGUAUCAAACAUGUAGAGUGAUAUUUCUGAAUCAGAUAACCUCUCAAGGUCUGUUGCAGCCGUGAGAUCAAUGAUUUUUUUAAGCUUUGAAAGGAAUAUAUAUGUAUAGACAUAUUCACAUAUUUUAAAUAAGUGGGUGUAACACGCAGACCUAGUUAACAUAGCACCAAUUCUAUGAAGCCUUCUCCCAUCUCUUUGUUGUCCAGAAUCCCAUUGCACCCUGUCUUCUGUAUGGCACAUCACUUGGUAUCAUGGAUGAUGGCUGUGUAGUCAUCUAGCCUAAGAGCUAUUUGAGGGCAGAAACCAUGUAAAACUUUUUUUGUCUUUCAUCCCUUUUUACACCUGGUAUAGUGCCUUUCCCAUGGUCUUUAAAAAUAUUUACAAAAUUAAUGUAUCCUAGAAGAAAGGCUGGAGAAAAUAAGGCACACAUAAUGCCUUAGGAGGAAACACACAUGGUAUUCCUAAGAGAAAGCUUUAACUUGUUUGAGAGAGCAGUUGAAACUGUAACUCCAGAGAUAGAUGCCAGAACUCACUGGAACUGCAAGGAAGCAAAUAACACACCCAGGCAAGGCCACUAACUCCUGAAGUACCAAAAUAGUUUUCAUAUCGAUACUAAGAAAGACCCUAAGCGGAUAUUUUAAAAUUCUCUACAAUUUAUGUUUUUCAUAUGAAUAUGUAAUAUUGAAGAACAUAGCUCACAUGUACUUGACUUUAAUCAUACCACUGUAUUUCCUUCACUGAUUUCUCUUCAUGUCCCCCUUAGUAUGAUAUAGUACAUAGCUGUUUACUUGUCAUUUUAACCCUCCAUUCUCUACAGAUGACUCAAGUCUAGAACCCUGGCCAUUCAAACACCUUCUCAGUAGUUAUCUCUUUCGAUAUAUAUGAGAACACAUUGAUUCUAUAUCUCUCCAUCUAAUGACCUAACUAUAGAGCUAUCUAUACUCCCCAAACUAGGUAUCUCUCUGAAUUUUCGUGUAUCACUCUUGUGUCAUCCUUAUAUUCACCUUUAACUUCUCUGCACCUCAAUUUCCUUAUCUGUAAAGGUGAAGUAAUACCUAUUUUAUAGUGCCUGUAGUACCUCAUAGAGUUAGUUGUGAGGAUUUCUUAGCAAUUAAUGCAAAGUUCUUAGCACAGGGCCUGGCACAUAGAAAAGACUUAAUAAAUACUUACUAAAUGAAUAAACAAGGUUACCCAAACUCAAAAUAUUGGAGAAGUUUUCUUUUUGCCUCUCUCAUAUUCAAUCAGUGAUCUGAUUCUUAGGAAUCAGAAUUUUAGAUCAGUUAAUGAUGAUCAAAUCCCUGUCCUUCCUGCCUUAGUGUUUAACAGUAUAUAAUAAAAACAAAUAUUUACUGAGUACUAAGUAUUUAAAAGAAAACUCCCUCUACUCUCAUAACACUUCUGACGCUAAACAUGUGGCGUUUUCCUUCGCAUUAAACAAUCCUGACACUAACUGUUUGGAGCUAGAGCAGACCCCCAGGUUAAGGGCUCAGUCCCACAAAACUGCCUCCACUUCAGAUGCCAGCCUCAAGUCCUACGUUGUACUUCUAACCAACUGGCUGUAAGUUGGGGGUUCCCAUGACCCCCUCCUUAGGUUCUACAGUUUGCUAAUACAGCCCAAAGAACUCGAGGAAAUGCUUACUUAUGUUUAUUAGUUUAUUUUAAGGGUAUAAUAAUAAAUGAACAGACAGAGGAAGAAAUACAUAAGGUGAGAUCCAGAAGGGUCCUGAGCACAGAAGCUUCUGUUUCUGUGGAGUUGGGGGUGCACCAUGCUCCUGGCAUGUAGAUCUGCUCACCAAGCCAGAAGCUCUUGAACCUCUUUGGUUAGGGCUUUUAUGCUGGCUUCGGUUGAUCAAAUCAUUGACCACUGGUUGAUCAAAUCAUCUCCCCUCCCCAGAAGGUGCGGGGUGAGGCUGAAAGUUCCAGCCAUCUAGUCACUUGGUUGGUUCCUCUAAUAAUCAGCCCCCAUCCUCCAAGACUCACUUCAUUAGCAUAAAUUCAUGUGUAGCUGAAGAGGGCUUCUUAUGAAUAAAAAAGAAGCUCCUCUCUCCCCUACCGCUCAGCAAAUGACAAGAGUUUUAGAAGCUUUGUGCCAGAACCGGGGACAAAGACCAAACAUAUAUUUCAUAUUACAUCACAGGACUUUACAUGCAUUAUCUCAUUUAAUCUCCACAAAAAAACCCGUGAGAAAAGUAUUAUGAUUUUUUAAUAGAUCUUUAUUGGAGUAUAAUUGCUUCACAAUACUGUGUUAGUUUCUGUUGUACACCAAAGUGAACCAUAUGUCCCCAUAUCCCCUCCCUCUUGAGCCUCCCUCCCACCCUCCCUAUCCCACCCUUCUAGGUCAUCGCAAAGCAGGAGCUGAUCUCCCUGUGCUAUGCUGCUGCUUCCCACUAGCUAACUAUUUUACAUUCGGUAGUGUAUAUAUGGGACUUAAGUAAACUUAAAAGCUUUUGCACAGCAAAGGAAACCAUAAACAAGCCAAAAAGACAACCGUCAGAAUGGGAGAAAAUAUUUGCGAAUGAAACAACAGACAAAGGAUUAAUCUCCAAAAUAUACAAACAGCUCACAGAGCUCAAUAUAAAAAAAAAAAAAAUCCAAUUAAAAAAUGGGCGGAAGGCCUAAAUAGACAUUUCACCAAGGAAGACAUACAGAUGGCCAAGAGGCACAUGAAAAGAUAUUCAACAUCUAUUAGAGAAAUGCAAAUCAAAACUACAAUGAGGUGUCACCUCACGCCGGUCAGAAUGACCAUUAUGAAAACAUCUAGAAACAAUAAAUGCUAGAAAGGGUGUGGUGAAAAGGGGUCCCUCCUGCACUGUUGGUGGGAAUGUAAAUAGUACUGUUGUGAUUAAUCCCCAUUUUCAGAGGAGGAAAUAGAUGCUUAAAAAGUUGAAGCAAUUUGUUCCAAGAGAGCCAGGGACCCAUACCACUUCCUCCUCUCCUCCUUUCUCCCCUCCCCUCCUCUCCUCUCUAUGGGCACACAUACACACCUGUGUUAGGAGGAUCAAAUGAGAUCAUUCACAGGAAAGCACUUAUGCUUCUCAAAUUUAAGGGGUUGUGAUUUUUAUCUGGCUUGACCAUUCAGGAAACUGGGGACUAGAAAAAUGAACUAAAACUUGCAUUUCACUCCCAGACCAGUGUUCAUUUUCUUAUACCAUGAAACUCUACAGAUUUCCUACUUGCUUGCUCCUCCUGCUAACAUGGAUUCUCUUCCACUGAAUUAUCUUAAUGCAAAUAUUGCUGACCAACUCUUUAGAUAUUUAAAUAUGGGCUGCCUUGCAUUGAUAUUUUACUAUUUGGUGUUUGCCCUAGCUUAUCUCCAAUCAAUCAGGUCAAUGUAGUUUAUAAACUCUUUGCUGGCAUAAAUUUAAUAAUAUUUAUUUCAUUAUCUUCAGAACGUAGCUUGGUGCCAGGCACCUAGCACAGCCUUAAGAGAGAACCGUCUGAUGAACUGUUAGAAUGAACGCAUGUCUACAAGUGCUGGUCUUUGGUUCUUUCCACCAAUGAGGAGGAAAACCAGUUCUAGAUUUUGGAAUCAAUACCAUACCUCCAGCAAAGACUACUCUUGCAAGUAUCUUUUUCUGUCCGGGCUUUUAUCCCCUCUAGACUGCAACAGAACUUUACUUUCUGGUGUUAUUAUCCUUAAUCUCUGCACCUUACAGCCUUCAUAUUAGGGCCAGAUAAAAACUCUCAUUACAAUAUAUUGCUGUGUGACAAUUUAACCAAAAACUUAGUAGAUUAAAAGCUCAAUUUUUUAUAUCUUAUGGAUUCUUCAGGUCACGAAUUCAGACAGGCCCUGGGACAGCUUGUCUCCGCUCCACAAUGCCUGGGGCCUCAGCUGGGAAGACCUCAAUGCUGGGGGAGAUUCAAUGAUGGGGAACUAAAAUCAUCUAGAGGAAUCCUCACUCACAAAUCUGGCCAGUCAUGCUGGAACCUCAUCCGGGCUGUUGGUGGAAUAUCUCUCCAUUUGGUCUCUGCUCGCUCAUGGCAUAGUGCCAGGGUUCCAAGAAACACCUUCCCAAGAGAACAAGACAGAUAUUUAUUUUUUAUGACCUGCGUUUGGAAGUCAUAUGAUGUUACUUCCGUUGCAGUCACAGGCCCACCCAGAUUCAGGGGAAGGGGACACAAAACCUCUCAAUGGGAAGCAUCCAUGCCACACUGUAGGAGGAACAUGUGGGAUGGGAGAUCAUGAGGCUUCAUCAUCCUAAAACAUCACUUUAAUCCUCUUUUCCCACUACCUACAGAGAAAAAAUUCUGGCAUUGAAGGCAUUCUACAGUUUGGCCUAACAUGCCUUUCCUCCUUUCCUCCCUUUAUUGACAUCUCUUCACUCUGGCCAGACUGAGCUACUCUGUCACCCAAACUUGUUAAACUCAUUUUUGCUCCUGCUCUUUUAUCUCAACUGAUCCCUCUUCUUCUGACCUAAUAAAUUCUACCUCUCAUUUAAAACUCUUAAUGCUUAAUUCGUCAGAGUGAACUAAGGUGGCACGGAUCCUCAGAGAGAUUAUGUAAGUUACACUGCUACCUAAGGAUGCUUUCAGAACACCACCUGGCUGGGUGUGGCCCUUGCCAUUUUGCCUGGCUCACCUCCCUAUGUGCCUGGGAAGCAGAAAUGAAAGGAGAGACCUCAAACCACAACUCAUUCCCAGGCUACCUCCUUUUCAAAGCCCAGAUCCCUCAAUAAUAAUUUUUUGCCCAACAUGAAGAGGACAAAGACCCUACCCUGUGGACCUCUUCUUCGAGGAGACUAUAAGCAAAUAACUACAU
Physeter macrocephalus (sperm whale) is the source of this 6506-nucleotide messenger RNA. RefSeq names its product hydroxylysine kinase (gene HYKK). The record is from RefSeq and is a predicted model, not a curated record. The transcript has 5 exons. Gene Ontology annotation, molecular function: amino acid kinase activity. Lineage: Eukaryota; Metazoa; Chordata; Mammalia; Artiodactyla; Physeteridae. Bases 402 to 1532 code for a protein of 376 amino acids.